AGGAUAAAUCAAGAUGAGCUAGUUCAUCAUACACCACAAGUGACUAAACAGAUCACAUGUAUAAAUGUCUCAAUUACAACUAAACUUUCAUAUAUUGACUUAGAAGACAAAGCCAUGUGAACUUCAAAUGCUUAUGUUUUCUUGGAAAUUUGGCAAACCUUAUCAAAUGUCUUCAGAACCACUUAUUUUAGAAGCCUUAGAUAGGUAUGCAUUCCAACACUCCAUUCAUCUAUAUAAAGGUACUUAACCACACAACUCAAUCAUCAGGUUCUCACAUUCUCUACUACCAAAUAUUUUGUGAAAUCUAAGAAAAACACACAAAGAAAGAUCAACAUGGCAUUUGGAUUAACUAGCUUUGUUCAAGGUAAGAAGGCUCUCCGAAGAUCACUUUCAGGCAUUAAAGAAGCAACUUUGAAGUGUUCAAGCAUUCCAAAAGGCUACUUUGCAGUCUAUGUUGGAGAAGAUCAGAAGAAGCGUCAUGUAGUACCUCUUUCGUACCUGAAUGAGCCUUCAUUUCAAGACUUGCUUAGUAUGGCUGAACAAGAAUUCGGAUAUGACCAUCCAAUGGGUGGACUCACAAUUCCUUGCAGUGAAGACAUCUUCAUUGAUAUCACAUCUCAGUUGAACUGAUGAUGUAAUUUGUAGUACUGACAUAGCUAGAUUCACACAAAACAAUUUUGUAGAUUACAUACUUUUACCCUUUCUCUUAGAAAAAGAAAGGGAAUUUUUUGACUAGUUGUGAAACUUGUUCAUAUUUCAUCUGAAUUCCAUUUUCCUUUCUGCUAUCUCAUUUUCUAAUCAGUGUCACUCUUUGCCAACUUCAAAGCUCAUUGGCCUAUAUUUGAGAAGAAUUAUCUAAAACAAUAACAUUACUUAAUCACAAACAUCACUAUUAACAUUUCUUAUACAUAUACAUUUAUAACUGAGAUUAUAAGUGCUUCCAAAAUGAAGAAAAAGUGAUAAUCAUUUUAGAGUUAAAUUUUCAUUGCAGGUACUUAACUGAUAUGAGAAAAAGUGACAUAUAAUAAGCCUUAAAAGAACAUACAAUUACAUCUAAAACUUUAUAAACAUUAAUAUUAGAUACUAAUCCCCUUCUUUCUGCAGAU
Cannabis sativa is the source of this 1106-nucleotide messenger RNA. RefSeq names its product auxin-induced protein 15A-like. The coding region runs from base 334 to 630 and encodes 98 amino acids. The transcript has a single exon. NCBI's taxonomy places the organism in Eukaryota, Viridiplantae, Streptophyta, Magnoliopsida, Rosales, Cannabaceae. The record is from RefSeq and is a predicted model, not a curated record. Gene Ontology annotation, biological process: response to auxin.